This is a messenger RNA of Linepithema humile (Argentine ant), 1170 nucleotides long. It is a transcript of the gene KdelR, whose product is annotated as ER lumen protein-retaining receptor. The record is from RefSeq and is a predicted model, not a curated record. Gene Ontology annotation, biological process: protein retention in ER lumen; endoplasmic reticulum to Golgi vesicle-mediated transport. Gene Ontology annotation, cellular component: membrane; cis-Golgi network; endoplasmic reticulum. Gene Ontology annotation, molecular function: ER lumen protein retrieval receptor activity. Lineage: Eukaryota; Metazoa; Arthropoda; Insecta; Hymenoptera; Formicidae.
UCUGCUUUAAUCGCAGCCAGAGCCACGUCAUAUUUGUGUGCCGCUGUGGAGCGAGCUGUGCGAGCUGGCUUCCGCGUUUUUACAUAAAAUUACAUUUCCACAAACGCAAACAUGAAUAUAUUUCGGCUGCUGGGUGAUCUAUCGCAUCUCCUAGCUAUUAUUGUACUUCUUAUCAAGAUAUGGAAGACGCGGAGCUGCGCCGGUAUCAGCGGCAAGUCACAAAUACUAUUUGCCAUUGUUUACACCACUCGUUACUUAGAUCUCUUCACGACGUUUAUCUCGGCGUAUAACACUUUUAUGAAGAUCAUUUUUAUUGCCGCAUCCUUCGCCACGGUCUUCUUGAUGUACGUCAAAUUCAAAGCUACUUACGAUCAUAAUCAUGAUACGUUCAGGAUUGAAUUCCUGAUUUUACCUGCAUUCGUACUGGCGCUGUUGAUCAAUCAUGAACUGGCUUUCAUAGAGGUCCUAUGGACGUUCAGCAUUUAUCUAGAAUCAGUGGCAAUAUUACCACAAUUGUUCUUGGUAUCAAAGACAGGCGAGGCAGAAAGCAUCACCAGUCAUUAUCUAUUUGCAUUGGGAUCUUAUAGAGGACUGUAUUUAUUUAACUGGGUCUACCGUUAUUAUGCUGAGGAUCAUUAUGACUUAAUCGCUAUUGUCGCCGGAUUGGUACAGACAGUUCUUUACUGUGACUUUUUCUACCUCUAUAUUACCAAAGUACUGAAAGGCAAGAAGCUACAACUACCCGCUUAGCUUUGGUUAAGAGUAUUAUCCUCUUGUAUUGAAGAAGCAUUUGACUGCCUGUUUUCGAUAAUAAUUGUCGAUUCAAGAUAAAUUCGGGCAAUCUUGGGAGGCUCGAGAAACGUGCAGCAUACGUUUCUGCUAAGUACAGAGUGUUUCGCAGCAUUUUUCCUAUUUUUAAACACUUCCUUCCUUCCAUCAUGCAUCACCUCUUGUGCAAUCCUAUGCUGCGUUUUCUAGAAAUCUAAGUUCCCCUCGUUAUUCUUUCGUACUUUAGUUCAACAAAUGUACAUUAUUAUAAAAUCAAGAUAUCAUAUGAAUUUAGAUAUUUAACAAACAAAAAUCGGAGUAAAAAAAUGAAUCAGAGACUUUCAUUUAUACUUACAGUUUAUAUUGUAACUUUCAGUAAUAAACAUAGUAAAUUAAAUAUAA